Messenger RNA from Sugiyamaella lignohabitans, 510 nucleotides. RefSeq names its product Cox20p (gene COX20). The transcript has a single exon. Bases 1 to 510 code for a protein of 169 amino acids. Gene Ontology annotation, cellular component: mitochondrion; mitochondrial inner membrane. NCBI's taxonomy places the organism in Eukaryota, Fungi, Ascomycota, Dipodascomycetes, Dipodascales, Trichomonascaceae. Gene Ontology annotation, biological process: mitochondrial respiratory chain complex IV assembly. The record is from RefSeq and is a predicted model, not a curated record.
AUGUGGGGAUUUGGUUGGUUGUCACGGAAGUCUGAAAAGCCUCCAGUAUCCACUGAAAAGGCAAGUUCUGUCUCCCCAGAAAAAGAGCUCUUAUUAGAAGAUCUCCCACCAAAGUUUGAGGACAAAGUCGAGGAGAGGCAGAAAAGACCCAAGUUGGAUGUUUCAAAACCAGAUAUCUUUCAGAAGGCUGUUUCUUCCAUUUCAACUGACGAUUUUAAGAAUGUUCAUACAAUUCCUUGCUUUCGUCAGGGUAUGCUAGCGGGCUUAGGUGUUGGUGGUGUGAUAUUUGCCGUUUUGAUUUCAACGAGGUCGUCAAUCUCACGAAGCAUGAAUUGGGGUAUGGGUGGUUUUGUAGCUGGAUCAGUCGUAUCUUGGGAGCAAUGUAGAGCCAAAAUGCGUCAGAGUAGGAGAAAUGCUCAAGCUGUAAAGGAGAGUCUCCGAAGGCCACGGUCAGGACUAACUUCAGGACCCGGAUCAGGUCCAAGUCAAGGUGAGGGCGAAGCGAAGUGA